UUUCUUCUUCUUCAUUUUCAAAUUCAAAUUAUUUUUGUCUUCUAUGUACUACUGAUUAAAGAGUAAACACAUUACUAUCGAAAUCGAUCUCUUAACCAAAAUUUUCGCGCUCGGUUCGUCCUUCGCUUCGCUGUAUCUCCCGGAGCUCCGGGACCUGGCUCCUUGCGCCGUUGGCGGGAUAUGAGGAGUCUACUUUUGAUUUCGGUGGCCGUGUGCUGGCUAUGUUCAAUCGCGGCGGUGGUUCGGAGCGGAUCUAGCGAUGGAUUCCAGAAACCUAGAGAUACUGAGACUGUGAUAUCGUUGCUGGAGAAUAAAUUGAUGGCUUCUUCGGUUCCUAUGGUGCCUCUCACCUUGAUUCAGGGAGCUGACUCCAAAGGAGCUGUGUGUUUAGAUGGGACGCUACCUGGUUAUCAUUUAGAUCGUGGUUUUGGAUCAGGUGCUAACAGUUGGCUUAUCCAACUUGAGGGUGGAGGAUGGUGUAAUAAUCAUAGGAGCUGUGUGUAUCGCAAAACAAGUCGGCGUGGUUCCUCUAAAUUCAUGGAAAAAGCUUUGGCCUUCACUGGAAUUUUGAGCAAUAAACCUGAAGAGAAUCCUGACUUCUUUAAUUGGAACAGGAUCAAGUUGCGAUACUGCGAUGGUGCCUCUUUCUCUGGNGAGUUUGAUUUAAAUUUUGAUGAUGAUUAG
Molecule: messenger RNA, 684 nt
Organism: Camelina sativa (false flax)
Lineage: Eukaryota; Viridiplantae; Streptophyta; Magnoliopsida; Brassicales; Brassicaceae
Source: RefSeq, a predicted model, not a curated record